AUGGAAAGGAAAAGAAGCAACCAAUCUUAUGAAGCAUUCCCAAUGAAUGGGGGAGAUGGCCAAUAUAGCUAUGCUCAAAAUUCCAACCAUCAGCGAACUGGAGCAGAUACUAUCAAACACAUUGCAAAAGAAGUCAUUCUUGAGAUUCUUGAUCUUGAAACCCUUUUACAAGAUUCCUCUAAAGUUUUCCACAUAGCAGAUUUGGGAUGUUCAGUUGGACCCAAUACAUUCUUCACAGUUCAAAACAUUAUAGACGCUGUGAACCUCACAUUUCAAUCUCAAACACAUAGCAUAAUAGACUCAUCACUUGAAUUUCAAGUGUUUUUCGAUGACCAUGUUGGUAAUGAUUUCAACUCACGUCUCAACUCCCUUCCUGAUGACAAGCAAUACCAUGCAACUGCAAUGCCUGGUUCAUUUUAUGGAAGAUUGUUUCCAGAAUCAAGUAUUCAUAUUUUCAACUCAUCUUAUGCACUUCAUUGGCUCUCAAAUGUGCCUAAAGAAAUAGUUGAAAAGAACUCUCACGCCUAUGAUAAAGGCAAAAUUUACUUUACAAGUGAAGUAGACAAAAAAGUUGCAGAGGCAUAUUCUGCACAAUUUGCAAGAAACAUUGAAAGCUUCUUGAAUUUCAGAGCCUUAGAGCUUGUUCCCGGAGGUGUAUGA
Molecule: messenger RNA, 660 nt
Organism: Neltuma alba
Lineage: Eukaryota; Viridiplantae; Streptophyta; Magnoliopsida; Fabales; Fabaceae
Product: probable S-adenosylmethionine-dependent methyltransferase At5g38780
Exons: 2
Coding region: 1-660 (219 amino acids)
Molecular function (GO): methyltransferase activity
Source: RefSeq, a predicted model, not a curated record